CUACCAUCCAGGAAGUUGCUUGCCGUCUCUAGGCUUGGCCGGGCAGGAUGUUGUCCUCAACAAAGUAGACUUAUCCCGCGGAUUGCCCACUCCAUCAAUGGCAUUGCAAGACUGACUGUCUUUUAGUUGUCGUCGUUCGAUUAAAACACACGCACAUACUUGCCUGUUCAACUUAGUCCAAAAUGGCUCCUGGAUAAAAAGAAGGUUCCAGAAGCACCGUGGACUACAGGGUUGCGAGUGCGUGGAGCUGAGCGGCCUGCUGUCGCGAAGAAAGCUUAGCAGCAGCCGGUGAGGACGCACAGCAAGUCGCCGGCCAUUGUGUACAUGCACAACAACAACAACAACAACAGCAACAAAAUCACACUUCUCCUUCAAUUAACACUUGGUUCCCCCCUUCCCCGUUACUCUUCCUGAUUGUGUUUCAAGAGAGGUAAGACCACUAUCAUCGCCAAGAUAGCUGGGCCAGGCAGAAAGCGGCACACCUCAGAUCCAGACCCCAGCAGCGACAGUGAAUCCGGCGACGGGCGGCCCCUUAGCGCCAAGUGUCUGAAGAUGUCCAGCGGUGGUGGUAAUGGAGCCGGGGGCCGACGCAGCGGGGCUCCGAAUCAACAGAGGAGAGGAGGUGACCACGGGUCAGAGUUAUCCUCCAGUGCCAGUAAGAAGAAGCAGAAAGACAGGGCUAACCAGGAGUCCAGAGAGGCCAAGAGAGCAGCUGCUUCUGCAGGAGUAGAUGGAGUCCUUGCCGAGGUCCAAAAAGAUGUGUUUGUGGAUUGGAAACAAAAUGCCAAUGAAGUGAUCAUCAAGUUGCGCUGUGGGGAAAGUGUGCAGAAGAUUGAGGAUGUCAACACAACCUUCACUGAUACACACUGCCAUGUGCGAUUUGCAGAUGGCCGUGAGUGGAGCUGCCAAUUGCAAGAGGAAAUAGAGGCCUCUUGUAGUAGAGUGCAAUACAAAGAGAAAGGAGGAUUUCUGUUGCUCAUCCUCCACAAGAAGAUCCCUAUACACAUUUGGCCUUCACUAAAAUCCAACAAGAAGGAGAAGGAGGUGGGACCUAUCGAGAUAAAAAAUGUCAAGGUGCCAGAAUUAAGGUCUGUAGCCUCCGAGUCAUCAGAGCGUCUCAAGUCGUCCUCCCCGCUGGGACAGCAUCAAUCCCAGGCUCCCUCCCUCCCCUCUCGCAACGCAUCAAGAUGCAGCAGCAGCACUAAAGCUGAACGUGCUGUCAAGCGUCAUCUGAAACACAAAACCUCCAUGGACUCUUUGGCGGCGACUUCAAGUGAUGGGGACGGCAGAGGUGCUUCACCUAAGCCUGUCCCCAUUAAGAAAGGCAACCAGCAGUCCCAAGAGCCCAGUGCGAAGCGCACCAGUGCACAUCUUCCUAGGAACUCCAAGGAGGACAAGUCUUCUACUGAUAGAGGCAUAGACUCAUCCCAGACUAGGACUUGUCAUGCACACCUGCCAGCCGUAGAGCUCCCUCAAAUGCCACACAGAGAUAGAGACAAGAGUAUGGAAAGAUUACUUAGUGAACAUGUGCAUGGGAGCACUGUUGCUAACAAGAUUCAGGAGGCAGAUAAACCGUAUGACUCCCCAGACACACAGUACAGAGGCGCUGAAACCGGGGAAAGUGAAAACCAACCAGCUGUUCCUAUAAGCACAGGUGGCUCCCUGAAAAGUUUAGACUUCAACAACUCUCUUGACUCAGCCUCUCUAGAAAAGAGCUCAGACGUAACAGGCGUCAAGCCAGACAAAAUGACUCAGCAUCACGAACCGGUGGAAGAUACCCAAACUUACCAGCAGCCUGUUUCAAAAGGAGUCGCCUCUGCGUCCUCUCAAGAUGUGUCUGCCGAACAAGGCCCAUCGACAGGUCUGAGGCAGAUUCACAGUAGCUCUGAUGGAGAGGAGAAGUGUGACCAGUCCAAAGAGGAUCCAACCCUCAUAAAGCAACAGGAAGUGCCAGAGUCGAUGGUAAACCUGCAGUUUGUGAAGAGUGACUCGUAUGAGAAAGGCACAGACUUGAUGGUAGUGAACGUCUACAUGAAGGGCAUCUGCAGGAACACAUCCAGGGUCAUUUUCAGGGAGCAGGAUUUCACCCUCAUCUUCCAGACAAGUGAUGCUAACUUUCUUCGGCUUCACCCGGACUGUGGACCAAACACGGUUUUCAAGUGGCAAGUAAAACUCAGGAACUUGAUACAGCCUGAGCUGUGCUCCUACUCCUUCACUGUAUCCCGAGUGGACAUUAGCCUGAAGAAGAGACACAGCCAACGCUGGGAGGGUCUAGAGGCCCCUGCCACACAAGGUGCAGUGGGUGGCGCCAAGGUGGCUGUGCCCUCGAGCCCCACCUGCACAGAAAAGAGCCAACCAGGCAGCAGCCAGCACAGCAUGCCGACCAAGGAGGAGCCCCCAAGGGUCGGUGAAGAGAAACCCAAGGCCCCUAAAGCCCCACCCCGAGUGGAGGAUAGUGGUUUGGAAACUGUAGUUCCUCGUACAGUCUCUGACCAUGAUGCCAUCACCAACGCAGAGCCCACUGUUAUGACGCCUAAGCCGACUUGCAUGGUGCAGCCCAUGACCCAUGCACCCCCUGCCAGCAAUGAGCACCUUGAAGAAGAAGAGGAGAAAAAAGUGUGCCCGCCUGGUUUCACAGGAUUGGUCAAUCUCGGAAACACCUGCUUCAUGAACAGUGUCAUUCAAUCCUUGUCCAACACCAGAGAACUACGGGAUUACUUUCAUGAUCGGGCGUUCAAGUCUGAAAUCAACUGCAAUAAUCCGCUGGGAACAGGAGGUCGCCUAGCCAAUGGCUUUGCGGUGCUGCUCAGGGCCCUUUGGAAAGGAACACACCAUGCCUUUCAGCCCUCAAAGCUCAAGGCAAUUGUGGCCAGUAAAGCCAAUCAGUUUACAGGCUAUGCCCAGCAUGAUGCCCAGGAGUUCAUGGCCUUUUUGCUCGAUGGCCUCCAUGAGGACUUGAAUCGCAUUCAGAAUAAGCCAUACACGGAGACGGUGGACUCCGAUGGUCGCUUGGACGAGGUGGUGGCAGAGGAGGCAUGGCAGAGGCACAAGAUGAGAAAUGACUCAUUCAUAGUGGACCUCUUCCAAGGCCAGUUUAAAUCCAAGCUUGUCUGUCCCACGUGCUCCAAGGUGUCCAUAACAUUUGACCCCUUCCUAUACUUGCCCGUCCCAUUGCCACAGAAACAAAAGGUGCUCUCAGUUUUCUUCUUUGCCAAGGAACCGCAUAAGAAACCCAUAAAGUUUUUGGUGAGUGUGAGUAAAGAGAACUCCAGCACUGCAGAAGUCCUUGAGUCCAUCUCCAGGAGUGUUAGGGUCAAGCCUGAGAAUCUCAGACUCGCGGAGGUGGGGAAGAACUGCUUCCAGCGAAUGUUUUUGCCCUCUCAUUCCCUGGACACUGUGUCAUCCUCAGACAUGUUAUUCUGCUUCGAGGUGCUUUCCAAAGAUCUGGUCAAGGAGCGAGUAGUGUUGCUCCGAGUGCAGCAGAGACUACAGGUUCCCAACAUCCCCAUCUCAAAGUGUGCCUCCUGCCUAAAGCCUCCAGUGUCUGAGGAAGACAAACUAAAGCGUUGCACUCGCUGUUACAGUGUUGGCUACUGCAAUCAACUGUGUCAAAAGAACCAUUGGCCCAAUCACAAAGGUCAGUGUCGACCCAACACUGAAAAUGUGGGUCUGCCAUUUUUGGUUAGUGUACCCAAGUCCCGGCUCUCCUAUAGCCGCCUCACUCAGCUUCUCCAUGGCUACUCCAGGUUUUCAGUCAAUGUGUUCCAGCCCCCUUUGCAGUCAGGGAGGACAUCCCCUGAAAUAGCCCCAGUUCUUUUGACAACACCAGUAGGUUCUAUAGGUGGCCCUGGGUCAGGAGAUGAGGCCAUGGCUGGAAGCAGUACUGUAGCACUAGGUGACUGUGGACCUGAAAUUGGCGGGCCGACACUUGACUCCUCUAAGCUACACACCUUUACCUCAGCCCAUGUUUCCGGCGAUGCUGUUCCACUUACGUCUCACUCCACCACAAAGACUUCAGACUCCGGGUUCUCAGAGUCCAUCUCCUCUACUUCCUGCUGUUCUCUGGACACCCACACUGAAAAAGAAACCUCUUGUGAGAAGGCAGUACGACCGGAAGCUGCAAUAGCAGGGUAUCAGCAACCUAAUGAUCCAUCUUCAGGGCAUGCUGGUCAGUUCUACAUCAAUUUGCUGGAUUCUAACAACAAGGAGCAGCGGCUGGAUGAAAAAGAGGACAUUCUGGUCGAUCUCCCUGAUGAUGCAACUGUGGAGCUGGUGUGGAAAAACAACGAGCGUCUAAAGGAGUAUGUCCUGGUGAGCUCAAAGGAGCUGGAGUAUGAGGAAGAUCCUAGUUCCUUGAGUGAGACAGCCAGGGCAGGGCACUUCACCCUGGAGCAGUGCCUCAACCUCUUCACCAAGCCAGAGGUGUUGGCACCAGAAGAGGCAUGGUAUUGCCCCAAGUGCCAGCAGCACCGUGAAGCCUCCAAACAACUGCUUCUGUGGCGGCUUCCCAAUAUUUUGAUCAUACAACUGAAACGCUUCAGUUUCCGGAGUUUCAUCUGGAGAGACAAAAUUAACGACAUGGUCGACUUUCCUGUCAGAAAUCUGGAUCUGAGUAAGUUCUGUAUUGGUCAGAAGGACGAGAUGCAGCAUCCACCUAUCUACGACUUGUAUGCGGUCAUCAACCACUAUGGGGGCAUGAUCGGCGGCCACUACACCGCCUACGCUCGGCUGCCAAGUGACAGAAACAGCCAGCGUAGUGACGUUGGCUGGCGCCUGUUUGAUGACAGCACUGUAACGAUGGUGGAGGAGAGCCAAGUGGUGAUGCGAUAUGCCUAUGUCCUUUUCUACCGCCGCCGAAAUUCCCCCGUGGAGAGGCCGCCACGUUUCCUCAGGCCCGUUGGAGCAGACUCUCCCCCUGCAAUGGGAGCCACUGCCAGUCAGGCCUCUCUAAUAUGGCGGGAACUGGAAGAAGACGAGGAGGGUCUUGAUGAAGGCCCACGCAGACCUUUCCUCUCUGGGCUGCGACGGCGACAAGCCCAAAGGACAAGAGAUGAGGCCAGAGCAGAAGGGCACCAUCAACGCGUGGGGAGGAUGCCAGAUUGUCCCGACGACGAUCGUGUGCGAUAUUUUGUUCUGGGAACCCUGGCUGCCGUCUUUGCCCUUUUGGUCAACUUGGUCUACCCACUUCUUUACAAAUCAAACUGGACCUGAGUCACAGCUGGUUGAUGAAUUGCUCAGGAGUUACGCUUGGAAACUAACGGUUGAUUGGGUGGGAUCAAUCUCAGUUUUCUUAGUACAUUGGACUCUCCUGGUAUUCGGAAAAUAUAGGAAAACCUGAUCAGGAAGGAGAACAAGAAUGCAGAACCUGAGACGUUGGUGAAACGAAACAAAUCAACUUCGUAUCAGCUGUUCUCCCUCGCAUCCCCUGUCCUUAUUUUAGUCAUUCAUUUUAUCAUAUGAUAAUAACCCAGCCGCCUGCUAAAAGGUAUACAUUUUAUUACGUUUUGAUUCCAAAUUGCUGCAAAAUCAAGUUUUGAUUUUGUAAUAUCUGAUAGAUCCCAAUUUUUAGUGUCUCAGACACUUACAGGCAUUGUCCCGUCACCAAUUGUUAAAUGCGUACGGUGUGAUGUCACUCCAUUUACUGAGCUGACACAGCUAUUGCAAUCCCGUGUUGGACAAGCAAGCCCGAUCAGGAGUUACCUGGUCCGAACACUGAACUGGUAACAAUAAUGAAAGAAAAUAAAUACUGACUUAAUGGGAGAAUAAGCCCCUUAGUGAUUAUAAGAUGCAAUAUUCAUCAUGGUAGCUGCACUGCACAUUACUUUGUAUCACUUAUGUUAGGUUUGUUUUUGAAAAUUUGCUGUGCUAAAACUUUAGAACAUAUGCUAUACUACAUUUAACCAUAGCAAUAGCAAAUUCUGAUCCAUGAAAUAAAUUCCGGUUUCUAUGUUUCUUUUGGUGAAAAUUCAAAAUCAUAAUCCAGAUCAAUCAAAGGUUGACUUUGUUCUGAUGGUCCGCUCUACCUAUGCAUCUGUCAACCCUUUAAACACAGAAGCUCAAGUAGAAUAUGUAAUAACAAUUUGGAUUGUUUAACUGUCGAACCAGUAAGGUGAAUGUUAGGUCUGAAUGUGAGCAUGACUUGACUGACUUUCCUUUGCAUUUAAUACUAGAUGGUAAUGCUAGAUACAAAACAUACUAAGUGGUUCAAGUCUUAUGAUUGAGUUUUGAAUGGUUGAGCAACCUAACAUGAGGAUUUCACUCAAGAAAUACACAUUGCUUUCGCGUGAUGUACAAUGUUCAGUUCUUCAACAUGUCCUCUAGUGCCCUAUUUGAAGUGUUUUACUGUUGCUAUAAUUUGGUCCUUUUUGGUUUUUUUUUACUUUAUUCCUCUCUCUUUUUCCUGCAAAUGUGUUACGUUCUAUCUUCAUUUUAAGCCAUAGUCUGUUGGGUUUUAGUUGGGUUUGUUGUCUUUCAUUUUUAAAACCCUCCGCCAGUACUUACAUAAGAUAUGUGAUAGCUUCAAGGUAAGGAGCACGUUGGGGUGUAUAACAUUUGGUUUAGUUUUGUUAAUUUUGUAAUACUGUGUGAAUAUAUUUUAGAAUUGCAAAUAGCCGUUUUUAAAUGUGUAGUAGGACAAAUGCACAUUUGAAGUCUUAAUGUUGGCUGCUGUGGUGAUUAUGAUAUUAUAUUGAAAAGCAUAUCUCAGGGAUUUUCCACUGCAACCUUCCUGUUUCCCUUAGUCCGUAUAGAAUUCUACAGUAUAUCGCUGCGAUGGUAUUGAUUGAUUUCUGUGAUGUGUACUCAGUAAAGACAGAAGUUAUUAGUUUCCCCGCAAGAAUGUAUCGAAGGUCCUUUAUCCAAACGUUGCUUGCUAAUGACUUCUUUUUUAUGUUUGGAAAUAAUAAAAAGAAAAGCUGUAGCUUGUCUUCGAA
Messenger RNA from Syngnathus typhle (broad-nosed pipefish), 6932 nucleotides. It is a transcript of the gene usp19, whose product is annotated as ubiquitin specific peptidase 19. NCBI's taxonomy places the organism in Eukaryota, Metazoa, Chordata, Actinopteri, Syngnathiformes, Syngnathidae. Gene Ontology annotation, biological process: protein deubiquitination. The transcript is spliced from 26 exons. Gene Ontology annotation, molecular function: cysteine-type deubiquitinase activity. The coding region runs from base 553 to 5211 and encodes 1552 amino acids. The record is from RefSeq and is a predicted model, not a curated record.